AGCCGUUGAGGCUCGAGCAGCUCGGGCGCCCUGCCGGCGCUGGGGAUCAUGUAGGGUGCCGCGCGUCUCCCUCGCCACCACCUCCUGCCCACAUGAGUGCGGCGACGGUGCCGUCCGGAGAGCCCGACGACGACGGGGCCGACCGGGAGAGCAGGGCCGGCGAGGCCAGCGCCGGCGUGCAGGGCCGAGGAGAGCGGGCUGCCGAGGGCAGCGCCGGCCCGCUGCGGGGCCCCGGGGAGUCUGCGGGCGGGAGGGCGGCUCUGAGCGUGGCGCGGAGGUCGACUGUGAGCACGAGGAAGUCGCGCGGCACGGGCCUGCACGGCGACGAGGUCGUCCCGUCUGCGUUCGAGAGGUUCCUCGUGGAGCAUGCCUGUUGGGCGUGCUGGGGGUUCUUCGUCACGGCGCUGGUGCUGGUCCUCGUGUUCGUCGCAAUGAUUCCCGCGGGAGCCAUAGUGGUCACGCACCAGUCCGUCUGGGACGUGCGCUCGAAUUUGGACGUCAUGAAGUCGCACGCGUUCGCGGAGGCGAAGAAAGACAUGAGCGACCACGAUCUCGAGGGAAACGAGACGGACUCGGAGCGAAGCGGGUUCUUCAAGAGUUUGACGAUCGUCUACGAAGUCCAAGGCGGUAACAUUUUCAGCGAAGAGAACCAGGAGAAGAUGAGAAAGGUCGAGAACGCACUGGUGAACUCACCGAAGUGGCAGGACUACUGCAUGCUGAUCACGUCGAGCUCCGACACCCCGCAGACAGUGUGCACGGGAGGCGCGUCGGCACUACGCUUCACCCACACGGGGCCCGCGAUCCAGACGGCCCAUCUGAACGACGGUUUUGGGCCUUGCGGCGGGAGCCCGGCAGAGGCGAGCCGAUGUCAGGCGGCCCCGUUCACAGUGGGCGCCCCGCCGUGCGUCUCUCGGGCCUUCAGCCCCGUGGCGGACGCGGCCGCCCUCGACGGCGCUUUCGCCGAGGAGCUGUGGUGCACGUGCUGCGCGGAGAGCCGGACAGCCCGGGCUGCGACGGGGCAGCUGCCGCGUGCGGACACGACGCCAACGAGGCGCUCUGCGGACAGACCGUGCAGCAGGCGCGCAGGGACAAGCGCAGGGCGCACAUCUCGGCGGCGAUUCUCCUGCGCGACCGGGGAGGCGCUGCGCGCCCGGUCCUGGUACGAGCUCGGGGCGCCCAUCGGCGGUGAGACCGAUGAGGACAAGCUGGAAUCUCUGGUGAAGCCAUGGGUGGACGGCGCCCUUUUCUCGGAUCUGUGGGAGGCCCGGACCGAGGUUGCCUCGGACAAUUUCGAGGUUUAUGGAGGACGCCUAAGGCGAAUCACCACCGCCCCCUGCCUGUAGGAAG
Molecule: messenger RNA, 1347 nt
Organism: Prorocentrum cordatum
Lineage: Eukaryota; Dinophyceae; Prorocentrales; Prorocentraceae
Source: the annotation of a GenBank genome assembly